CCUAUUUCUGACAGACGACAACUUUUUUUGCAAGGGCUCCUAAGAUUUUUGCCAAGUACCUUGAAAACAUGUCUGACGCGGAACUUCCCGAUAGCAAGAGAAGGAGGGAAGCCUUCCACGAUGAGAGGACGAUGAGCGUCUCGGCCAUGGUGAUUCCUGGGCGUGAAGGGAGGCACAUUGCCAAGGGAUGCUAUGCCGGUCGGAGCGUUGCAGUUUUUACUAGUGGUGGAGAUGCACAAGGUAUGAAUGCAGCGGUUAGAGCAGUGGUGAGAAUGGGAAUAUAUGUUGGCUGUAGAGUCUACUGCAUUAGAGAGGGUUAUCAAGGUAUGGUAGAUGGUGGAGAUAACAUAGUGGAAGCAUCCUGGGCCAGUGUGUCUGGAAUAUUACAGCAGGGUGGAACCACCAUAGGCAGUGCUCGUUGCAAGGAUUUCCGUGAGAAAGAAGGUCGCCUGAAAGCUGCGUUUAACCUUAUUCAGCGUGAGAUUACCAACAUUGUGUGUAUUGGAGGAGAUGGUAGCCUCACUGGAGCCAACUGCUUCAGGAACGAGUGGCCAGAACUGUUGCAGGAGUUGGUCUCUCAGGGUAAGAUCACAAAGCAGCAGGCAGACAAGUGCCAACACCUACAUAUAGUGGGUAUGGUAGGCUCUAUUGACAAUGACUUCUGUGGUACUGACAUGACUAUAGGGACAGACUCCGCUCUGCAUAGGAUUAUUGAGGCUGUAGACGCCAUCACUACCACAGCACAAAGUCACCAGAGAGCAUUUGUUAUGGAAGUCAUGGGAAGACAUUGUGGGUACUUGGCACUGGUAGCUGCCUUGGCCAGUGGAGCCAGCUGGGUGUUCAUUCCUGAGGCUCCCCCAGAGGAAAACUGGGAAGAUAAAUUCUGCGACUUCUUGGCACAGGAGAGACAGCUGGGCCGCAGGCUGAAUAUUAUCAUAGUGGCUGAGGGGGCCAUAGAUGUUAAUGGUAGUCCUAUUACAGCUACUGGGGUGCAGCAACUGAUCACCAGUAGGCUGAAGUUUGAUACCAGGGUCACUGUUCUUGGUCAUGUACAGAGAGGAGGGAGCCCUUCUGCUUUUGACAGAAUUUUGAGUACAAGAAUGGGUGCUGAGGCUGUCCUGGCUCUGAUGGAGGCCACCCCUGAGACUCCAGCAUGUGUGGUCUCUCUGGACGGCAACCAGACUGUCAGAGUACCACUGAUGCAGUGUGUGGAGAGGACCCAGAUGGUGCAAAAAGCCAUGAAUGCGAAGAAGUUUGAUCUGGCUCAGAGAUUGCGUGGAAGGAGCUUCCAAAGUAAUCUAUUUACUUACAAAAGUCUGAGGAAACUUCGCCCGCCUCCAGCUUCAGCCUGCAAUCCUGAAGGAACCUGUCAGAAACCAUUCAACCUGGCAGUGAUGAACAUUGGUGCCCCUGCUGCAGGGAUGAAUGCCUGUAUGAGGGCCUUUGUUAGGAUAGCCCAGACAGCUGGCUACACUGUGCUGGGUAUUAUAGAUGGGUUUGAAGGCCUUUGUGAGGAUAAUGUGCGCCCCAUAAGCUGGAUGGAGGUCCACAACUGGGUGGGGCAAGGAGGCUCUAAUAUUGGCACUAAGAGGAUUCUUGCCAGUGAGAAGGGUUAUGAAGAUGUUGCCAACAAACUUAAACAGCAUAAUGUCCAUGGUCUGUUAGUGAUUGGAGGGUUUGAGGCAUUUCACAGUGUGUUAAAGAUGGCAGAAAUGCGGGAGAAAUUCGAUGGAUUCUGUAUCCCAAUGAUGGUGAUCCCUUGUACUAUAAGCAAUAACGUCCCUGGCACAGACUUCAGUCUGGGCUGUGAUACUGCGCUCAACGAGAUUGCUGAUAUAUGUGAUAGAAUCAAACAAUCAGCCACAGGAACAAAGAGGCGUGUCUUCGUGGUGGAGACCAUGGGGGGUCACUGUGGUUACCUGGCAACACUCAGUGGAUUGGCAGGAGGGGCUGAUGCUGCCUAUAUAUUUGAGGAGCCAUUUGGUAUUAAGGACUUACAGAAUGAUGUCAUCCAUAUACGUGCCAAAAUCAAAGAUGGUGUACAGAGGGGUCUCAUUAUUAGAAAUGAAAAAGCCAACAGUAACUACACCACAGACUUCAUCCACCAGCUGUACUCUGAGGAGGGCAAGGAUACCUUCACCUGCAGGAAAAAUGUGCUGGGGCACAUGCAACAGGGAGGAGCUCCAUCUCCAUUUGACAGAAAUCUGGGGACAAAGUUUGGCUGCCGAGCUGCAGAGUAUCUGUCCAAGCAGGUGUCUGAAAGUGUAGUGGACGGCAAGGUGUACAGUACAGCCCCUGGGACAGCCAGUGUUCUGGGUGUGGUCAGGAGACAGAUGAUAGUGACACCUAUGGCUGUGUUGGGAAGCAUCACUGACUUCAAAUAUCGUAUCCCCAAACAGCAGUGGUGGCUGAAGCUACGCCCUCUGCUACGAAUCAUGGCCAAGCACGAGUCCCAGUACGAGAUGGAAGGAAUCAACCUCAAGAGCGUGGAGAGCACGGAUGAAUCGGACGAUGUUGUACUCCAGGCUGGCGUAGGCAUCCAAUGA
Molecule: messenger RNA, 2546 nt
Organism: Lingula anatina
Lineage: Eukaryota; Metazoa; Brachiopoda; Lingulata; Lingulida; Lingulidae
Product: ATP-dependent 6-phosphofructokinase
Biological process (GO): canonical glycolysis; fructose 6-phosphate metabolic process; fructose 1,6-bisphosphate metabolic process
Cellular component (GO): cytoplasm; 6-phosphofructokinase complex
Molecular function (GO): AMP binding; ATP binding; identical protein binding
Source: RefSeq, a predicted model, not a curated record